Molecule: messenger RNA, 393 nt
Organism: Cherax quadricarinatus
Lineage: Eukaryota; Metazoa; Arthropoda; Malacostraca; Decapoda; Parastacidae
Source: RefSeq, a predicted model, not a curated record
CCAGAAUAAACUUAGUAAUAUAUCAGGCUGGACUCUAGAAGGAAGACAUGGAUACAGCUCAGGCAGUAAUGACCCUUAACAACAAUAACAACAACAAUGGAAGAGGAGAAAAAGCAUUUUCGAAAUAGAGGACCCCAUGGUUUAGGUGAUCCUGAUGAUAAGUCAUUACGGAAAGUUGAAAUUGAAGUUUGCAUACCAAAAAAAAUGCGUGAUAUUGCACGAAGUGAGAAAUGUGCAACGGAAGUUGAAGAAUUUACAAAGUGCUGCAAGGAUUCAAGCUUUUCAAUGGUAGUCAAAUGUCGACCACAAAAUACUGCCCUCUGGGACUGCCUCACCAAGUGGUACAAUGAUGAGGGGUUUAAGGUUAGUAGUCAGUACUAUGUGUUCAUGUAG